GGUUCCCUUAUGGGUGUGGUGACGAGAUUGCUGGCGAAAAUUGACUCUCAGCUCGCGUGAGGGCUGCGUGGCCCUUUAAAUGUGUUUAAAAUUGACUUCCAAUUACCUGUGAGGCUUUAAAAUUUAUCUGUGAGCUUAUAAACAUGCCAGGGAUCUGAAAGAAGCGGAGUUUGCUCAAACCAGCCUGAUCAGGUCCAGCACAUUGUCGUCUCAGGUGCCGGUCAAACAGGAACAAUGAGUGAGUUGGAACAGUUGCGACAGGAAGCGGAACAGCUUCGCAACCAGAUCCGGGAUGCUAGAAAAGCCUGCAGUGACUCCACACUUUCGCAGAUGACAGCGAGCCUGGACUCAGUGGGGCGGAUACAGAUGAGAACGAGACGCACGCUCAGAGGUCAUCUCGCCAAAAUCUACGCCAUGCACUGGGGCAGCGACUCCAGGUUACUUGUCAGUGCCUCCCAAGAUGGAAAACUGAUCAUAUGGGAUGGUUAUACGACCAACAAGAUGCACGCUAUUCCCCUGCGCUCCUCCUGGGUCAUGACCUGUGCCUACGCCCCGUCGGGAAACUACGUGGCCUGCGGAGGCCUGGACAACAUCUGCUCCACCUACAGCCUUAAAACCCGUGAGGGCAAUGUCAGGGUCAACCGAGAGCUGGCUGGACACACAGGCUAUCUGUCUUGCUGUCGUUUUCUUGAUGACAAUCAGAUCAUCACCAGCUCUGGUGACACCACAUGUGCAUUGUGGGACAUUGAGACGGGCCAGCAGACCACCAGUUUCACAGGACACACGGGCGACGUCAUGAGUCUGUCGGUCAGUCCCGACUCAAAGACGUUCGUGUCGGGAGCCUGCGACGCCUCUGCCAAACUGUGGGACAUCAGAGACGGGAUGUGCAGGCAGUCCUUCACCGGCCAUGUCUCGGAUAUAAAUGCCGUCUGCUUCUUCCCGAAUGGAAAUGCCUUCACGACGGGUUCAGACGACGCCACCUGCAGGCUGUUUGACCUCCGCGCGGAUCAGGAGCUCAUGAUGUAUUCUCACGACAACAUCAUCUGCGGUAUCACCUCCGUGGCCUUCUCCAAGAGUGGACGCCUCCUGCUGGCCGGAUACGACGACUUCAACUGCAACGUCUGGGACACUUUAAAAGGCGAACGUGCAGGCGUCCUGGCCGGUCAUGACAACAGGGUGAGCUGUUUAGGAGUAACUGAUGACGGGAUGGCUGUAGCCACGGGAUCAUGGGACAGUUUCCUUCGGAUCUGGAACUGAGAGCGGUAUUGAAAUCUCCAGCUCCCAUUUCCUCGUUCCCAUUUCUACGUCUUUCCACAGCAGCAGUUCCUCUGUAUUCCAGUUAUUACACAUGAUUUUCAGUAUGUAGUUCAAUCCCGUGGAGAAGCCAAUCAUCACUGCCGGCCACAGGAAUUAUAGGAAGAGAUUAUUAAAGUGUCAUUGUGUAAUAUGUAAAUAUACAUGUAUAUGAAUAUAGAUAUGGUAUAUAUGUACAGCAUUAUGUGUAUGUAUAUACCAUAUAGUAUAUACAUACAUAGUGUUCAUGUAUAUAUUUUUCUAGUUGAUCAUUGGCCCAUGACAUUUUUAUUAAUCUUUCACUUUUUUGUAUUUUAUGUUUUCGUUUGUUGUACAUAGAAAACAACGCUAAACUAGAUGGAACAUUGCAAGCAGUCUGUAUUACAAAAAGUUUGUGAAUUAACUGAGGUUUUCGUGUAUUUCGUGCAGAUUAUCUUUGGAAUUUUUUUUUUUUUUUUUAGACGCCACUAAAUCAAUCAUCAUUUAUUGGUGCUUGAAGGUGUUUGGAAAGAAGGCACUGAAUUUUCUCGCAGCCUUGAGAUUGAAUGUUUAAUUCGAAGCAUUUUGACGCCUUGUUUUUAGAGGUCUUGCUUUUGAUUGAUAACGAAAUUCAUAAUUGAUCUGCCCUUGAACUUUAGCCUUAAAUACUAGUGAUCACAAUAAAACUAAUCCAAGUAAAUAAAUUCUUAUUCUUGGUGCUUACGAAAAAAUCUGUGCAUUGAAUGAAUUCAUAACACUUGCUUUUUCUAUUUUAAAUCCGAAAUGGCCACAAUCCCUCCUCUUAAAUUUAAAAUGUCACAGUGUUACAAAGAUGGAACUUAUUGAAAACAGUAUGUAUACUUUUUUUGGUGUUCAUUAAGAGUCAUUGGAUGCUGAUACCAUCUCCGUUUCAGCAUAUAAAUGUUUGCAAACAGGUGGAAAUGAAGAACACUACCUGGUCGGGACGAUUAGUCACUCUAUUUGGCUUUAUUUUAUUUCUGUGAAUCAAAAAUCAGAUCAGAGCGAUGAAGCCAUUGACUCAUUUUCACCAUAUUUAAGUGCCAUCGGUUCUGACAGUAUGCCUGCGUUUGUUGCGGUUGCCAGAUUGGUGCUGGUUUGAGUUGCGUGUCAGUAACCUGCUUAACAAACCUGAUUAAAACAUGACAUUUGUGCCAUUGUUAACACCUCAUAUAACUGUGAAAACCAUUUAAAAUCUUUCUUUUACUUUACCUUUUGAUAUAAAAGGGAAUCGGAAAGCAGCUUGAAAUUAUUUUGAGGUAUUAAAACGUGUUUUUCUUUUCUGUAAUAAGUCCUUUUACAGUAUGAAGAUGCUUUUUAGCACAAUUUAAAAACCCUGCUCCAGAAUGGAAUUGAUUUUAGGUUUAUAUGUUUGAGUUUUAUGAUGAUUAACUGUGAAAAGGGAUGUCUUUGGUAAUAACGUCUCAUUUGAGAGUUCAGUUUAAACAGGAAUUUUGCUGGUAUUACUAGUAUUGGUUAGGAUUCGAGUCAGAUUUCUAUUGUUGGUACUGUAGGGAUUGCAAGAUUGCCAAUCAGUGAUUCUUUUUGUGGUUGUUUUAUUAUGAUCAUGUUGAAGAUUUGAGUGGUUGGAUCUGGAUUAGCUGAAAUCGGCAGUUUAAUUUAUAGCUGCCGUAUGCUGAAAUGCUGACGUAGACUUUCAGAGCUUUAAUGAAAAACCAUGGAUGGCUUUUUCAAAUGUGUUUAGUGUUUUUUUUUUUUUUUUUAAAAAACCUUAUUUCCAAACCACUCAAACUUGGCAACAAAAGAGCAUUUUAGUAUUACAGUACAUGUUAGAAGUACCCCGAUGUUUUAAGUAUUCAUAAUAUACUUUUGGCUCGAUUUGUAUGCUUCACAGUCUUUUUGGUUUUUUUUGUUUUUCUUUUGAGCCAAUAAAACCAGGAGUGUGGUGCCUUGUGUACUUUCACAGUGCCAUAUUUUCAGAUAAUCAUUUUUAAUAACAUUUUGUUUCUCAACUUUUUUGGUAUUUGUAAAGUAACAUGGUGAUAACGCUGCCAUACACUGAUAUUGUAACCAAUAAAAAGACUUUUAACCAUA
Molecule: messenger RNA, 3345 nt
Organism: Labeo rohita (rohu)
Lineage: Eukaryota; Metazoa; Chordata; Actinopteri; Cypriniformes; Cyprinidae
Gene: gnb4b
Product: guanine nucleotide binding protein (G protein), beta polypeptide 4b
Exons: 10
Coding region: 235-1257 (340 amino acids)
Biological process (GO): G protein-coupled receptor signaling pathway
Cellular component (GO): heterotrimeric G-protein complex; cytoplasm
Molecular function (GO): protein binding; signaling receptor complex adaptor activity
Source: RefSeq, a predicted model, not a curated record